This is a messenger RNA of Protopolystoma xenopodis, 207 nucleotides long. The record is from the annotation of a GenBank genome assembly. Lineage: Eukaryota; Metazoa; Platyhelminthes; Monogenea; Polystomatidea; Polystomatidae.
AUGGCUGUUUUCAAAGAAUUUCGCUAUCCAUGCUGCCCUGAACCAUAUCCGGACAUUUCAUUUUAUCUCUGGCUCGCCCGUGAACCGGCCUUCUACAACUAUAUCCUUAUCCUGCCAUGCUUUCUUCUCUCCUCACUUACCCUCGUCCUCUUCUGGCUGCCUCCAGAGACGCCUGCCAAAAUGGUUUUAGGUGAGAGGGGAAAUUAA